AUGGAUUCCUUUUCUGCUCAUUUGCUGGAUUCAGUCAAACGCCAUCUUGGUGAAAAGAAGACUGAUAUUGCAAUAAUUCCCGGGGGGUUGACAUCUCGUGUACAGCCUCUUGACGUAGCAAUCAAUAAAUCAUUUAAAUCAAAGGCAA
Molecule: messenger RNA, 148 nt
Organism: Paraglomus occultum
Lineage: Eukaryota; Fungi; Glomeromycota; Glomeromycetes; Paraglomerales; Paraglomeraceae
Source: the annotation of a GenBank genome assembly